This is a messenger RNA of Lathyrus oleraceus (garden pea), 1962 nucleotides long. RefSeq names its product protein trichome birefringence-like 35. The transcript is spliced from 6 exons. Lineage: Eukaryota; Viridiplantae; Streptophyta; Magnoliopsida; Fabales; Fabaceae. The record is from RefSeq and is a predicted model, not a curated record. Bases 352 to 1692 code for a protein of 446 amino acids. Gene Ontology annotation, cellular component: Golgi apparatus. Gene Ontology annotation, molecular function: O-acetyltransferase activity.
AAGUCAAUUAGUCAAGUUACAUUCUUGAAUUCCAUCCAUCAAAAACACAUCUCAUCUUAGGUUUAUGUUCUCUCAACCACUACCAAUCCCCACAAAACCCACACCCAUUAAUUCUCACAACUCAUAAAUUACACAUGAAACAAUGUCAAAUGAUGAAAACCAAUGUUUAAAUUGGUCAAACUCCAUUCUCUGCCAUAACUUUUCAAACCAUAAAUUAAGAUUCUAUAACACCCAAUCAUAACUACUCAAAAUCCUUCAAAAACUUCAAUUUUCUAGUAAUUCAAAGUUUCUCAUCAAAGAACCAAACUUUAUUCAAAAUCCAAAAGCCCCAUUGACCCUUUAACACAAACUAUGCAGAAGAUGAAAUGGAACAAAAAGAAAGUUCAUGUUUUUCCUUUUCUUGUGAUUUUGUUAUUAGUCUUCAUAGCAUUCUCAACUCUCCAUAAUGGGAGCACUAUUGGACAAAUCCAUGAAAGCCCAGAUCACAUUCACCAAGAAGAAGCUUCUUUAGCUACCUAUGUUAAACCUAAUCUCUCUAACCACCUCAACAAAUCUCAAGAGGUUUUGGAUAGAUUCAGUAGAUGCAACUCCACUACAAAGUAUACUGGUAGAAGAAUUGCUAGGCGUGGUGAUUCGAAGAGUUCUAUUCGCCAGAGAGUGAGUGCUAAAAGCUGCGAUGUUUUCUCGGGUCGUUGGGUGUAUGAUAAUGCUUCAUAUCCGUUGUACAAGGAGUCAGAUUGUCCUUAUAUGUCUGAUCAAUUGGCUUGCAACAAGCAUGGAAGAACUGAUCUAGGGUAUCAACAUUGGAGAUGGCAACCACAUGAUUGCAAUUUGAAGAGGUGGAAUGUUAAAGAAAUGUGGGAAAAGUUGAGAGGUAAAAGGCUAAUGUUUGUCGGAGAUUCUCUGAAUAGAGGGCAAUGGAUAUCUAUGGUAUGCUUGUUACAGUCAGAAAUUCCUGCUGAUAAGAGAUCAAUGUCACCAAAUGCUCAUCUCACCGUUUUCAGAGCCGAGGAGUACAAUGCAACUAUAGAAUUCCUCUGGGCUCCUCUUCUCGUUGAAUCGAAUUCCGACGAUCCGGUGAAUCACCGACUAGAUGAACGGAUAAUUCGUCCUGAUUCAGUUAUGAAGCACGCAUCACUCUGGGAGCAUGCUGAUAUACUUGUUUUCAACACAUACUUGUGGUGGAGACAAGGACCAGUUAAGCUAUUAUGGACCGACGAAGAAAAUGGAGCUUGCGAAAAGUUAGACGGGCAAGAAGCAAUGGAGUUGGCCAUGGGAUCCUGGGCCGAUUGGGUGUCUUCCAAAGUAAAUCCGCUCAAGAAGCGUGUUUUUUUCGUGACCAUGUCCCCGACACACCUCUGGAGCCGAGAGUGGAAGCCGGGAAAUGAAGGAAACUGUUACGGCGAGAAGGACCCUAUUGACUUUGAGGGCUAUUGGGGAAGUGGUUCUGAUUUACCUACCAUGAGCAGUGUAGAGAACAUCCUUAGCAGUUUAAAUUCAAAAGUUUCUGUCCUCAACGUGACUCAACUUUCAGAAUAUCGAAAGGACGGGCAUCCUUCGAUUUUCCGGAAAUUUUGGGAGCCUCUUCGGGCCGAACAGUUGUCAAAUCCUUCAUCUUACUCUGAUUGCAUACAUUGGUGCUUGCCAGGAGUACCUGACACAUGGAACGAGUUACUAUUCCACUCUUUAUGAAAUCCAUUACACAAUUCAGUUUUGUUCAUUGAAUAUGAUCAUAAUAGUAUGAUACAAGUGCGGGAAGAGAUCAAAAGAAUCAACUGAAGUAAAGUAAGAGAAAUUUGCACUCGUGUGUUGUUAAAACGUAGCUUGAUGUAGAAAAUGGAAGGAUAAGAAACCAAUCUUUGAGAGGGGUAUUUAACAUAUCUCAACAAUUAUUUAUAUUUGAUCCAAACUUAUAAUGUCUACUAAUUAAUUCAAUUUUAAUUAACAAGUUUGUUAGUUUCA